This is a messenger RNA of Drosophila busckii, 1446 nucleotides long. It is a transcript of the gene mRpL38, whose product is annotated as 39S ribosomal protein L38, mitochondrial. Gene Ontology annotation, cellular component: mitochondrial large ribosomal subunit. Bases 56 to 1315 code for a protein of 419 amino acids. The record is from RefSeq and is a predicted model, not a curated record. The transcript is spliced from 5 exons. NCBI's taxonomy places the organism in Eukaryota, Metazoa, Arthropoda, Insecta, Diptera, Drosophilidae.
CCAACACUGCCGAACAGCUGUGAGAAAAACGCGACCGGAGAGCUUAUAAAACAGAAUGUCUUUUAAGAAUUUGUUAAUGAAAAAUGGCUUAAAUGCCGGACUGCGCGGCUCACCAAGCACAGGGCUAUUGCUCCUCAAUGCCAGCACACGUCAGGGACAUACUAUGCGUGGCAAGCCUCCCGGUGUAGCACGCUCGCUGGAACAGCGGCUGCGGGAUGACAACGUUGUGGACGCUGAGCUGGUAGCACGCGUCAACAUAGGCUUCCCACAGCUGAAGGCCUCACGUUCGGAGCAGCUUAAGACACGAUUAGAGCAUCUGAAGAAGCAGCGUGCCAAUAAUGAAAUGGAGCAUCUGGCGCGCAGUCAAAAAUUGCUGAUUGAUCUGGAUAAAGUGCAGCAGACAUAUCAACAGACCACGGGACAACAUGAUCUGCGUCUUAUGGCGGAUCACUAUGGCGUCUUUGAGCAUCUUUUUGGCAGCGCUUACUUUGUGCCGCGAGUGCCUCUAAGCAUCAACUAUGAGGUGGAGGGCAAUUUGCUGCAGCCUGUGUAUAAUGGCAAUGUUAUAAAACCAGGCGAGGCCAGCAAGAUGCCCCUGGUUAGCUUCGAUGGCCAACUGGAUCCUAUAACAGGCAAGCAAGUAUCAGGCGACAGCUACUGGACACUCAUAGCCAGCAAUCCCGAUGCGCACUUCACAAACGGCACUGCAGAGUGUUUACAUUGGUUUAUUGCUAACAUACCCAAUGGCAAGCUGGCUGAUGGUGAAGUGCUGGCGGAUUAUUUGCCGCCUUUUCCACCCAAAGGCGUGGGCUAUCAGCGCAUGGUCUUUGUACUCUAUAAGCAACAGUCGCGCAUGGAUCUGAACGCAUAUAAACUGCAGUCAGCGGACUACAGCAAGCUGGAGAAGCGCACAUUCAGCACACUUGACUUUUAUCGCCAACACCAGGAGCAGCUGACGCCAGCAGGUCUGGCAUUCUAUCAAACCAACUGGGAUAGCACAUUAACUGAAUUCUAUCAUAAAGUCUUGCAGCUCAAAGAACCUGUUUAUGAGUACGACUUCCCCAAGCCUUAUUUGGCGGAUCAGAAAUUCUUUCCGCUCAAGCAACCCUUCAAUCUGUACAUGGACAAGCAUCGCGACAUCAAGCAGGUGAACAAGGAGUUUCUACAGCGUAAACUGGCCAAAACACAUCCCUUCGAAGGACCUGAGCCAGCGCUGCGCUUCCCCAUGGCACAUCCAAUGCGCGAGAUGCCCAGCUGGCUAAAGACCGAGAAACGAAAGCAACGCAUGGGCACAGGACGUGUGCAGGAUUAUUAAAUUAAGUGCAGCAUUAAAUGUUGUUCGUUUUUCUUGUUUUUUUUUUUCAUUCUAUGUAUUUGAUUAACAAGUGUUGAUUGUUAUGCUUGCAAGUACAUGCGUUUAAAAUGGAGUAAAUAAAAAAAAUAGUU